This is a messenger RNA of Lodderomyces theae, 2508 nucleotides long. RefSeq lists its product as uncharacterized. Gene Ontology annotation, cellular component: microtubule plus-end; spindle pole body; spindle pole. Gene Ontology annotation, biological process: mitotic spindle organization; establishment or maintenance of microtubule cytoskeleton polarity; microtubule polymerization. The record is from RefSeq and is a predicted model, not a curated record. Gene Ontology annotation, molecular function: microtubule plus-end binding; microtubule plus end polymerase activity. Lineage: Eukaryota; Fungi; Ascomycota; Pichiomycetes; Serinales; Debaryomycetaceae. The coding region runs from base 1 to 2508 and encodes 835 amino acids. The transcript has a single exon.
AUGGCAGAAGAAGUGGAUUACACGAACCUACCACUUGAGGAGAGAUUGGAUCACAAAGUAUGGAAGGCGCGAUUGAGUGCUUAUGAGGAACUCUCGAAACAAUUUGAGUUGUCACGUAAUGAUCACGAUCCUGUGUUUACGAGUCAGCCACCAGAUGUAUUCAAGAAAAUUUUGACAGAUUCCAAUGUCGUGGCACAAGAAGCUGGAUACAGGGCUUUUAUCAACUAUUUGAGAUUUGGAGGCAACGCGUCUGUGGCGAGUCGCCUUGUUAAAACUAUUGGAAUCGUUCAACCAAUUUGUGAGAAGGGUUUAUCUUCUUCAAGAAAGGGUACGAAGGAGAGCGCUAUUGAGAGUAUUUUGAUAAUGGUUGAAUACAUUGAUACCCCUGAGUCAUUAGUUGAGGAGAUUACUCUGCAUCUUGGAAAUAGGCUUCCGAAAUUGGUUGCUGGUUGUGUGACAGCAUUGGAUGCAAUUUACGAGAAUUUUGGUUGCAAGAUAGUUCCUCCCAAAGCAGUCAUUCCGUCAUUGGGUAAAUUGUUUGCGCAUGCAGAUAAAAACGUUCGAUCAGAGACUACCAAGUUGACAGUGGAAUUGUACAAGUGGAUGGGAGAAUCAUUAACUUCCAUUUUGUUUCCCGAUUUGAAACCUGUGCAACAAAAAGAUUUGAUUCUGGCAUUUGAGGCAGUCAAGAAUGAGAAACCACAGCAAAAGAGAUUGACCAAGACCCAAAAGGAUGAACUAGCCAGAGAAGAAGGGGCCAGUGCUGCAUCUAAGUCACUGGGACAGGAAAAAGAAGAUGUGGAAAUGAACGACGCGACAGUACCUGAAACCAAUUACGAUCCAUUGGAGUUUGUUGACCCGGUGGAAGUGUUGAGCAGAUUGCCAGGAGACUUUGAAACCAGGAUAUCAUCUGCGAAAUGGAAAGACAGGGUCGAAGUUUUGGAAGAGGUUCAGGCGGUACUUGAGAAAUCUCCAAAGUUGGUUAAGAAUGAGGAUUACGCUCCACUUGUGAGAAUAUUUGCAAAAAACAUGGACGAUGCUAACAUUCAAGUCGUUCAAUUGGCUGCGACCUGCGCAAACCAUGUCGCCAAAGGAUUGGGCAAGGAUUGGACGAAAUAUCAACCAAUCAUUCUCAAACAGGUUAUAGAGAGAACCAAAGAGAAAAAACCAUCUGUAGCAUCAGCAUUGGACACCUUUUUGGAUACAAUGUUCUCCAUAUCUGGACUUGGUGGCUCGAUACUUGAAGAGGCUGUGGCAGGGACGACACUUAAAGUCCCCCAAAAUAAGAUUGCGUGUGCUAAUUUCCUUCAAAGGUGCCUUGCCCACGUUUCUACACCACCGAAAUCAACUGAGGUUGAGAUGAUUAUGCCGGCGGGUCUCAGAUUACUCAGUGACUCCCAACAGCUGAUCAGAGAUGCGGCUACGGAGUUGAUCGGGACACUCAUGAAAAUAACUGGUGAGAGAGAAUUGAACAAAUAUCUUGACAAAACCGAUGACAAUAGGAGAGCUAAAAUAUUCAAAGUUUAUGAAUCAGCAACAGUGAAAUGCUCCUCCCCACAAGCUGGGUCUGCACCAUCAUCAAAUACUGUACCGAUUAAAAAGUCACUUUCAUCACGCACCUCACAACCGGGUAGGAUAUCUUCUUCCGGCUCGUCGACAAUACCUUCGAAACGUGAAGCCAGCUCACCUGCAAAGAGAGGUGACGACGGAAAGGCAUCUAACUUGGGCAAGGGGUUGACUUCGCGAUCAUUGUCCAAGCCAACGUCUACUUCACUUCGCCCUUCGAAAGCUAUUAAUUCAAACUCACUUUCAAGCAACCAUGUAAACUUGUCGCAUCCACAGGCUGUACAACGUGCUUCUACGCCACCACCAGCAGCACCACCUCAAAUUGAAUAUGUUGUUGAUCCAAAGAUGGAGCAAGAGUUGGAAAAAUUGAGACAAGAAGUAAAGAGGUUCCAGGAGCAGCAACAACAAGAUCGAUCGUUGAUCCACCAACUCAAUCAAGAAAACGUGUCUUUGAAGGAGGAAGUCAGCUCAUUAAACUCCCGACUCGAGAACGAAAUGCGAUCCAGCUCAAUCGCAAUUAGUCACAAAGAUACACAAGUCAACAAUUUAAAGAUAGAAUUGGAUAAAGUGAACCAUAGAGUGAAAGAUCUUGAAACUGAAAGAGAGAUCAACAAACUCCAACAGUCUAAUCAAACUUAUCUUGCUCGCGAAGUCGUACAUCCAGAUCAUGACAACUCCAGCAACCGGGAACCAGAUAUAAGAAAAGGCGUUCACAGAUUGUCAUUAACUGAACUGGACCAGCAAAUCAAACACCCCUCAGCCGCAGAGAAAGGGGGAAUUGGGUACAACCGACCUUCGUUUCAUUCGAUAUCUAGCAAUCGAGAAAAAUUGGAUGUCGAUGCCGGUGAUGAUUGGAAACGAGCAGCAGAGGUGACUCAGCAAUUGAAGAAAAGGAUCGAGAGAAUGAAAGCAAGAGCCAGGACCCCUUUGAAUGUGGAAUAA